UGUCCCCCACUACUGGGCUGAUUGUUUGGUGGGAAUUGAUCCAUUACUUGCCUUGGCUUAUUUCAAAUUGAUCACAUUUUCUCAUUAUUUGGCUCAAAAUUUUUCAUCUCCAGCACAACUUAGUGACACCAUGGAAGACAAACCACCGCAACCUCCUGUUCGAUUGACCUCUCAACAAAAUAACCAUUCGAAGCUGUGUAAUAGCCGAGAAUGCCAUUUUGUAAAUCAUAGUAACCCUGCCUCUCCUCACCAUUAUCCUCUUAAUUACCAAACGGUCAACUAUGCUCACCAACAAUCACUUUACCAUACGCCAUUACAUCAACCAUACAAUUCAAAUAGUUCAGUUCCUGUUGAUCUCCGUCCCUUACCAAAGGAACCUGAAAAAGGAAACUCUGUUGCCUCUAAAGUAAUUAAGAAAGGAUUAAAAGUUCCACCAAGCAAAUCUCAUAAAAAUGACAAGAAAGAUCGUAAUGUAAAUUUUGGAGUUCAUGGCUCAAGCAAUCACAAUCAAUCUUCUUCAUUUGUUCAUAAACCAUUUAUUUCAUCACCAACCAAUUUCGAGCACACUAUUCAUGUUAGGUUUGAUGCCCACACAGGUGAAUUCACCGGGAUGCCAGAAUCUUGAAAUAAAAUGCUUCAACACUCUAAUAUAAGUAAAAUAGAGCAGAAAAAUAAUCCUCAAGCUGUUCUCGAUGUUCUCAAUUGGUAUGAUUCGAGUAACCGUGAAACAAUUGGAAAUUUACCUAAAUACAUGACAAUUAAUCGAUCAUUAGGUUGGUAUUGAAAAUGAGCUUUAAUUUAUUCUACUGAUGAUUUCAUACUAUACAUGUUAUAAACCAA
Tetranychus urticae (two-spotted spider mite) is the source of this 840-nucleotide messenger RNA. The record is from RefSeq and is a predicted model, not a curated record. NCBI's taxonomy places the organism in Eukaryota, Metazoa, Arthropoda, Arachnida, Trombidiformes, Tetranychidae.